Messenger RNA from Aureobasidium namibiae CBS 147.97, 2163 nucleotides. RefSeq lists its product as uncharacterized. The record is from RefSeq and is a predicted model, not a curated record. The coding region runs from base 1 to 2163 and encodes 720 amino acids. The transcript has 2 exons. NCBI's taxonomy places the organism in Eukaryota, Fungi, Ascomycota, Dothideomycetes, Dothideales, Saccotheciaceae.
AUGGCGAAGAGCUUGUCCGUCGAAGAGUGUCAGGCACACAUCAGAGACAUUCGCCACAGCCAUGGCGCAGAUGCACGCAACGAGAGCGAGCGCUUUCUUCGCAGAGGCUAUGAGAGCAUGUUGAAGCUUCUGUCUGCACAGCUCUACAGCGAACCGAGUCAUUUCCUCUUCGAGCUCAUCCAGAACGCUGACGACAACACUUACGCCGAUGACGCCCAGCCUGAAGCUACAAUCGCGUACCGCUCCGAUGGUCUCUUGCUGUUUGGAUGCAACGAACAAGGAUUCUCCAAGGCCAACGUCAGUGCCAUCUGCGACAUCAACCAGAGCACAAAGACUCUGUUGAAACAGGGCAAGAAGGGCUGUAUCGGCGAAAAGGGAAUCGGUUUCAAGUCGGUCUUCAAAAUAGCCGACAAAGUUUGGAUUGCCUCCAACAACUUCUCGUUCUAUUUCGACAAGACAACGCCUCUAGGGAUGGUGGACCCAGUCUGGGCCAAGUUCCCUGACUUUCCCGAGCAGCUUCAGAUGAACACCAUGAUUUGUCUGAAAAUUGAGAAGCAAGAGGAUCGUGACGUGGUCAGAGAACAGUUGACCAAGGUCCUCGAGCCCUCAUCAUUCAUGUUCUUGCGUCGUCUCACCAAAGUCAGGGUCGUUAGACUUGACGAUUUCGGUGAUACCUUCGAGGAGCUGACCAUGUCCCACGAUCAUCGACCAUUCGACGAUAGCCUUGAGAUUGUCACCACUACGAGGAGUAAGGGCGUCAAAUCGUGGAAGUCGCGCUACCUCAUCUCCGACUAUGUCGCUCGCGAUAUGCCACCGACCGAGCUUAGGCAAGGUGUCACCGAGACUCUGAUCAAGCUGGCAUUUCCUAUCAACGACCAACAACAACCGAUCAUCGCUAAGCAAUAUGUCUAUGCUUUCCUGCCCGUCUGCUCAUCUGGCCUCCCAUUCCUUAUCCAGGCAGACUUCUUGCUUGUUGCCAGUCGACAAGGCAUCGAUGAGUCUCAGCCAUGGAACCGUCGCCUCCAAGAUCACAUGGUUCACGCACUUAUUCAAGCCUUCGAGAGACUCAACAAGACUCGCUUGAAGUAUACCUGGCCCGCAUAUCUCCCCGAAAAACAGGUCGCUCUCAGGUUCUUCGACAAAUUGAAAGACAAGUUCUUGGACCGCGUCAAGAAUACGAAGAUUAUGGAGUCCCGCUCCGGUGAGCUUGCCAAGCCCAAGGUGAUGAUGCUGGUACCUGAACAGUACAAAGACGAAGAUGGUACCCCCUUGUUGACCCCUGUCAACGACCGAUAUCUAUCUACCAAGUACGACACGAGUCAUGUUGCUGCACUUGUAACGCAAGCUUUGGAUGACAAGAAGUUCUUCGAAAUGCUCAAGACCUUCGUCUCGAAACAGGCCGAAGAGUUUCGCAAAAAGUCUGACACAUGGCACGGCAAGGUCUCCACUGUUCUUAUGAUCGGGCAGAAACAUAUCAAUCUCAAUGAGCUGUUGAUUAUGCCUAUCGUCCCACUUGACGAUGGCUCAUGGAUCAGUGCCAUGAGCCGCCACAAGCCUUCUUACCCCAAGGUGGCCAAUAGAUCAUUGCCGCCUGUAUCCUUCUAUCUGCCACGUUCUGAUGCAAACAUUGUCAUUCCAAAGGGUGUGUCGUUGUCGAUCGUUGAGCACCAAGCUUCUCGCAAUGAAGAGCGCAGGAACUUCUUCCGCCGUAUCGGUGCUCAGGACCUCGACUACGAGGAUGUACUUCGAGGCAUAAUCAAACAGCACAAGGAUUCAAUAGCCCAUGCUGACGUCGAUAUGUUGCUCUCUCACGCCCAAUACGUUUUCAGCAUGCCGUCAGUAUCGAGGAUGGCGCAGAAUCUGAGCACAAUACUCUGGUUGGCAGAUUCGCGCGGCGAGCAUUCUCGUGGAAUCGAGCUCCACAUGGAUAAUCCGUUCAAGUCCGCAGUCAGUCAGAUGUUCUCAGCUAAUCCCACCCAGGAUGAUGAAGUCCCGACUCGAGUAUACGUAAUCAUGCGCGUAUCAAACUUGGCUGGGAAUGGCAGUGGUGGCCAUGCUCAAGUUCAUCCCUUCGUCGAUCCAUACGGACUGUUUGAGCAGGGCGAUUUGAGCUACAUUUCACAGGGAGGAUAUCUGGUGUUCUCUGAUCAAAAGUCUGCCUAG